Periophthalmus magnuspinnatus is the source of this 1031-nucleotide messenger RNA. RefSeq names its product zwei Ig domain protein zig-8-like. NCBI's taxonomy places the organism in Eukaryota, Metazoa, Chordata, Actinopteri, Gobiiformes, Gobiidae. The coding region runs from base 16 to 918 and encodes 300 amino acids. Gene Ontology annotation, cellular component: external side of plasma membrane. The transcript is spliced from 5 exons. The record is from RefSeq and is a predicted model, not a curated record. Gene Ontology annotation, biological process: cell surface receptor signaling pathway; negative regulation of T cell proliferation; cellular response to lipopolysaccharide.
ACUCAGAGGACGACCAUGAAUCCAGGGAAUAAACUCGGACUUUUCCUGCACCUGAUGCUCCUGAUGUGGACCAGAGGACAGACCCCCACUACAGAGACUCUGGAAGUUUACUCUGGGACAAAUGUGGUCCUGUCCUGCUCCGCUCCUCCAGACACUGACCUGGAGGAAGUGAUUCUGGAAUGGACCCGUUCUGACCUGGAAAAAAAGGAUGUCUUCAUGUUCCGAGAUGGACGGCCAUACCUGUCCUAUCAGGACCAUCAGUUCAGAGGUCGCAUAGAGCUCAAAGACCCCUCCUUCAAGAGUGGAGACCUGUCAAUCAUCCUGAGAAACACCACUCAGCAGGACAGUGGGGAGUACGGGUGCCAUGUCAACAACCCGUCACCCAUCAAGAAACGCUCUUUGUACAACACACCACCAAUUAAAGUCAUUAACCUCAAAGUGCUCGGGCCAGAGCCUGAGAGGAUCCAGGCACAUCCUGGACAAGAUGUGGUCCUAAAGAUGGCGCCCGUGUACUUCCAUGUGACGUCCUUCAUGUGGAAACGCCCAGAGGAUCAGGAGCACUUUGUGUUUCUCCACGGCAUGGGCCACCCGCACCACCAACACCCCCAGUACCAAAACCGGGUCGAGCUCGAGAACCAAAACCAGACCCCAGACCAGAUCAUAGACCUGUCCGUGAUCCUGCACAGAGUCCAGCCCAGAGACAGUGGAACCUACCACGGCUACAUCGUCCAAUCACAGCAGCGCAGGAAGAGAGACAUCCACCAAUCAGAGCCCGACAAAGUGAUCAUCUUGGAGGUGACAGAGCGUGAGACCCGGGUACCUCCUUCCAGGGACGUGACAGGUGGAGGUUGCAGGUUCGAGGCUGGAUUUGGUUUUGUGGCCUCUGUCUUCAUCUCGUUGAUAUUUAUGUUUUUUUAGAGAGAAAACAUGUCAUUUAUUUUUUUGAUUUUUAAAUGAGAAUUUAAAAUUCAAACCCUCCUUACAGUUUAGCUGUAAGAUUUGUCCAAAGCUCCGCCCACAAGCCUACGUCA